Sciurus carolinensis (gray squirrel) is the source of this 2309-nucleotide messenger RNA. It is a transcript of the gene Pck2, whose product is annotated as phosphoenolpyruvate carboxykinase 2, mitochondrial. The transcript is spliced from 10 exons. Gene Ontology annotation, cellular component: cytosol. Lineage: Eukaryota; Metazoa; Chordata; Mammalia; Rodentia; Sciuridae. Gene Ontology annotation, biological process: cellular response to dexamethasone stimulus; gluconeogenesis; hepatocyte differentiation. Bases 222 to 2144 code for a protein of 640 amino acids. Gene Ontology annotation, molecular function: manganese ion binding; phosphoenolpyruvate carboxykinase (GTP) activity; GTP binding. The record is from RefSeq and is a predicted model, not a curated record.
GGGGUCCCCAGCCUCGGAGCCCGGGACCCAGGAAUGGGCCUGCGGUAGGGGCGGAGAGAACCUGUUUGGUUCCGCCCCUGCGCCUGCCCGCCUCCUUUUUAAGCGCCUCCUGCCCAGCCUGGACUCCCGCUCUCUCCAACGCGCUCCCUCCUUCCCCGCCUUCCUUAUCUCCCCGACUCGCAAGGUUCCUGUGGCCAUCCCGCAGCCUCCGCCCAGGUGCCAUGGCUGCUGUGUACCGCCCCGGCCUGCGGCUUAGCUGGCAUGGGCUGAGCCCUUGGUGUUGGUCAUCAUGCCGCACCAUCCAGACCUUGCGUGUGCUCAGUGGAGAUAUGGGCCAGCUGCCUGCUAGAGUUCGAGACUUUGUGGAGCACAGUGCCCGCCUGUGCCAACCAGAGAGCAUCCACAUCUGUGAUGGGACUGAGGCUGAGAAUACUGCUACCCUAAACCUGCUGGAACAGCAGGGCCUCAUCCGAAAGCUUUCCAAGUACAGUAACUGCUGGCUGGCCCGCACAGACCCCAAGGAUGUGGCACGAGUAGAGAGCAAGACGGUGAUUGUAACUCCUUCUCAGCGGGACACGGUGCCCCUCCCAACUGGUGGGGCCCGUGGGCAGCUGGGCAACUGGAUGUCCCCAGCUGAGUUCCAGCAAGCUGUCGAUGAGAGGUUUCCGGGCUGCAUGCAGGGCCGCACCAUGUACGUGCUUCCAUUCAGCAUGGGUCCCGUGGGUUCCCCACUGUCCCGCAUUGGGGUGCAGCUCACUGACUCAGCCUAUGUGGUGGCAAGCAUGCGUAUUAUGACCCGGCUGGGGACACCCGUGCUUCAGGCCCUAGGAGAUGGAGACUUUGUCAAGUGUCUGCACUCUGUGGGUCAGCCCCUGACUGCACAAGGGGAGCCGGUGAGCCAGUGGCCAUGCAACCCAGAGAAAACCCUGAUUGGUCAUGUGCCUGACCAGCGGGAGAUCGUCUCCUUCGGCAGCGGCUAUGGUGGCAACUCCUUGCUGGGCAAGAAGUGCUUUGCCCUGCGCAUCGCCUCUCGCCUGGCCAGGGAUGAGGGCUGGCUGGCGGAGCACAUGCUGAUCCUAGGCAUCACCAACCCUGCAGGGAAGAAGCGAUACGUGGCAGCUGCCUUCCCCAGUGCCUGUGGCAAGACAAAUCUGGCCAUGAUGCGGCCCUCACUGCCAGGCUGGAAAGUAGAGUGUGUGGGAGAUGACAUUGCCUGGAUGAGGUUUGACAGUGAAGGUCGACUCCGGGCCAUCAACCCUGAGAAUGGUUUCUUCGGGGUGGCCCCUGGCACCUCUGCCACCACCAAUCCCAAUGCCAUGGCCACAAUCCAGAGUAACACUCUUUUCACCAAUGUGGCUGAGACCAGUGAUGGCGGUGUGUACUGGGAGGGCAUUGACCAGCCUCUUCCACCUGGUGUCACUGUGACCUCCUGGCUUGGCAAACCCUGGAAACCUGGUGACAAGGAACCCUGUGCACAUCCCAACUCUCGCUUUUGUGCCCCAGCUCGCCAGUGCCCUAUCAUGGACCCAGCCUGGGAGGCCCCAGAGGGCGUUCCCAUUGAUGCCAUCAUCUUUGGAGGCCGCAGACCCAAAGGGGUACCCCUGGUAUAUGAGGCCUUCAACUGGCGUCAUGGGGUAUUCGUGGGUAGCGCCAUGCGCUCUGAAUCCACUGCAGCAGCUGAACACAAAGGGAAGAUCAUCAUGCAUGAUCCAUUUGCCAUGCGGCCCUUUUUUGGCUACAACUUUGGGCGCUACCUGGAACACUGGCUGAGUAUGGAGGAGCACAAGGGGGCCAGGCUACCCCGCAUCUUCCACGUCAACUGGUUCCGACGUGAUGAGUCAGGUCACUUCCUAUGGCCAGGCUUUGGUGACAAUGCUCGGGUUCUAGACUGGAUCUGCCGGCGAUUAGAAGGGGAGGACAGUGCCCAAGAGACACCCAUCGGGCUGGUGCCAAAAGAAGGAGCUCUGGAUCUCAGAGGCCUUGGAGCCAUAGACACCACUCAGCUGUUCUCACUUCCCAAGGACUUCUGGGAACAGGAGGUUCGUGACAUUCGGACCUAUCUGACAGAGCAAGUCAAUGAGGAUCUGCCCAAGGAAGUGUUGGCUGAGCUGGAAGCCCUGGAGGGACGUGUGCGUAGAAUGUGACCUGAGGCCCCAGACUGGCAAGACAGCCCAGCACCAACAUCUGGGAAUAGGGAGCCCCAGGCUUGCAGAAAAUAUGAGUAGUUUGGUGUUAACUAACACCUGAGACCAGGCCCCAGACCUUCCCUAUACACUGUCCAAUAAUAAGAAAUGCUCAUUUAUUUUAUA